AUGAAACUCAAACGCUUCCUUCUCAGAUAUUAUCCACCAGGUAUAAUCCUGGAAUAUGAGAAAGGAGGAUAUCUGAGGACCAAAUCAAUCGACCUUUUGGAUUUGACCCCAGAAACAAACCCAGAUGAGUUGGUGGCAGAGAUCAGGCAAUCAGAACCUCUGAUCACAGAGUCCCGGGCUGAUCAGGUGAAACAGCUGAUUAUCCGACUUCAGCAGAAGCAGAGCCAGCAGGACCACCACCGGUUUUGUUUCUUCAAGGAACUUAAGGCACAUGUACUGCCACUGACAAAUGUUGCCUUUGACAAAUCAGGGUCAAGGUUUAUAACUGGGAGCUAUGAUAGAACAUGCAGGAUUUGGGACACAGCCUCAGGCACUGAGCUCCACACGCUAGAGGGUCACAGAAAUGUGGUGUAUGCAAUAACAUUCAACAACCCCUUUGGAGACAAGAUUGCCACUGGUUCUUUUGAUAAGACCUGCAAACUGUGGUGUGCUGACACAGGAAAAUGCUUUCAUACGUUUCGGGGACACAUGGCAGAAAUAGUGUGCCUGGCAUUCAACCCCCAGAGUACACUGCUGGCUACAGGCAGCAUGGAUGCCACUGCCAAGCUGUGGGAUGUGGAGACUGGGGAGGAGGUGGCCACCCUAACUGGUCACACUGCAGAGAUCCUGUCUCUGUGCUUUGACACAGUGGGCAAUCAACUUGUCACUGGCUCCUUUGACCACACAGUUGUGAUAUGGGAUGUUGCUUCAGGAAGACGUGUUCACACUUUGAUGGGUCAUGGGGGGGAAAUCAGCAACGUUCAGUUUAACUGGGAUUGCUCCCUCAUAGUCACAGGCUCCAUGGACAAAACCUGCAAGGUGUGGGAGGCUAUCAGUGGGAAGUGUGUGGCAACCCUAACUGGACACAAAGAAGAGGUGCUGGAUGUAUGUUUUGAUUUAAGUGGUCAGCUCGUUGCUACAGCCUCUGCUGAUGGUACAGCCCGAGUUUUCAGUGCAAACACACACCAGUGUCUCGUAACACUAAAGGGGCAUGAAGGGGAGAUCUCAAAGAUCUGUUUCAGUCCCCAGAGCAACAGGGUACUGACUGCCAGCUCAGACAAGACAGCCCGUCUGUGGGAUGUUCAGUCUGGAGUCUGCCUACAAGUCCUGGAGGGGCACACUGAUGAGAUCUUCUCCUGUGUCUUCAACUAUGAGGGUGACGCCAUCAUUACAGGCAGCAAGGAUAACACAUGCCGGAUCUGGUACUGA
Molecule: messenger RNA, 1248 nt
Organism: Scomber japonicus (chub mackerel)
Lineage: Eukaryota; Metazoa; Chordata; Actinopteri; Scombriformes; Scombridae
Gene: daw1
Product: dynein assembly factor with WDR repeat domains 1
Exons: 13
Coding region: 1-1248 (415 amino acids)
Molecular function (GO): protein binding
Source: RefSeq, a predicted model, not a curated record